Lampris incognitus (smalleye Pacific opah) is the source of this 2799-nucleotide messenger RNA. RefSeq names its product zinc fingers and homeoboxes protein 1-like. Bases 1 to 2799 code for a protein of 932 amino acids. Gene Ontology annotation, biological process: regulation of transcription by RNA polymerase II. The record is from RefSeq and is a predicted model, not a curated record. The transcript is spliced from 7 exons. Lineage: Eukaryota; Metazoa; Chordata; Actinopteri; Lampriformes; Lampridae. Gene Ontology annotation, molecular function: DNA-binding transcription factor activity, RNA polymerase II-specific; DNA binding. Gene Ontology annotation, cellular component: nucleus.
AUGUCGAGCCGCCGCAAGUCAACCACGCCUUGCAUGGUGCUGCCAUCUGAUGUGGUGGAGCAGGAGGACGUGGAGGAGAAAACAGAGGGCGCAGGAGAGGAAGAGGUGGAGGAGGAAAUGAAGAGGAAGGAGGAGGCAGAAGAGUGUCCAACAGUAGAAGAGCUUGGUGAGGCAGUAGUAGUGGUCCCUACUCCACCAGAUACAGAUGAGCCCAAUCUGCCCACCGUAGAGGACAGCGGUAUCCUCCGUACCUCACUGAAACGGAGCGCUACAAAACCUCUGGAAGAUUUGAGUGGUGAGCAUCCAGCCCAGAACCAACAAUGUGACACACCCAAUGAGGGUGGAGAAGACCCCGCAGUUGUCACCGCCAUCUCCCUGAGCAAGACCCCCAUAAUGAGGAUGAAGAGCAAAUCUGAACCUAAGAGGAUAGCCGUCUCCCUGAAGUCGACAGAUGAGUCAGCGGAAGGGUUCGGGGGAGGUGGUGAAGGGGAUGAGGGAGGAGAGCAGGAGCCCAUCGAGGCUCCUGUGGGGCCCAUGACACCUGUGGAGAUGCUAUUCCACGACUCCAUGAAGUUAGGAGGAGGUGGCUUACUAGUCAACCUUGCCUCUUCAGAGCAGCAGAAGAAGUCGUCUGCACUCAAUCCCACUGUUUUGCCUGCUGGCCUUGCACAGGUGCUGUCAGCUUUCCAGGCCCAGCAGAGUGCAGCAGCAGCAGCAGCACAGACCCAGCUCUUGAUUCCCCUCAGCAGCAUCCCUUCUUACAGCGCAGCCAUGGACACCAACCCCCUGCUGGGCAACACUUAUAAAAAGUUCCCUUACCCAUCCAUGGCUGAGAUUGCUAGCCUGGCUGCACAGACCCAGUUCACCGAGGAGCAGAUCAAGGUAUGGUUCUCAGCCCAGCGACUGAAGCAUGGUGUCAGCUGGACUCCAGAGGAGGUGGAGGAGGCCAGGAGGAAGCAGUUUAAUGGCACAGUGCAUACAGUGCCACAGACCAUCACUGUCAUACCUGCUCACCACUUGUCAGCGGCUGCCAACGGCCUCCAGUCCAUCCUCCAAACCUGCCAGAUAGUUGGGCAGCCUGGCCUGGUGUUCACACAGGUGGGCCCAGGUGGCAACCUUCCAGCUUCCAGCCCCAUUACCUUGACUGUGGCAGGAUUGCCUAGUCAAUCCCAGAGCUCUAAAGGAGCUUCCUGUCAACCCAGCCUAGGGAACAGUGAACUAAAACGGGCCACCACUGUCCAGCCCCCAUCCCUUUCUCCACAGGAGAACUCCGCCCUUAGCGCUGACACUUUCAAUAUGCGGCCCAAGAAGUCCAAAGAGCAGCUGGCAGAGCUCAAGGCCAGCUAUCUAAAGAACCACUUUGCCAGUGAUGCAGAAAUUGCUCGGUUAAUGAAGCUCACCAACCUGACCAAAGGAGAGAUCAAAAAAUGGUUCAGUGACACCAGAUACAACCAGCGCAACUCAAAGAAUAGCCAUGUCAUUGUCUUCCAUGAUGCAGUGGCAGGCGGAAGAGGAGGCGGCAGCAGUAGCAGCAGCAGCAAUGCCCCUAUCGUCAUCGACUCGAGCGACGAGACCCCUACAUCUCCCCAUCCUCCCUGCACACCUCCUGUGAAAGAGAAGGAGACAAAGCCCAAAACAUGGAACCCUUUCCCAGACUUCACCCUGCAAAAGUUUAAGGAGAAGACACCGGAGCAGCUGGUGCUGCUGGAGGAGAGUUUUGAGAAGAACAGCACCCCGUCGGACGAAGAACUGAGUCGACUGAGGACAGAGACCAAACUGACACGAAGAGAGAUUGAUGCCUGGUUCACUGAGAGACGAAAGACGCCAACUGUCACAGCCUUGUCCUCUGAGUCCCCUGAGGGAGGGAGUAUGGAGUCUGAGGGAGGAAAAGGAGGGGAAGGAGGAAGAACAGGAGGAGGAGGGACGACUUCUCCCUCUUCUUCAUCCCUCGCGUCUCGAAAAGGUAGCCAGACUCCUCCUGGCAGUCGAUGUAAGCCGCAGCCCACAACCAGCACCAAUAAAGAUGGCAAAGAAAAAAGUAAGAAGUCUCCCGAGCAGCUCCAUGUCUUAAAGAGUGUCUUUGUGCGGACCCAGUGGCCCACAGCAGAAGAAUAUGACCGGCUGGCGGAGGAGAGUGGCCUCCCCAGGUCCUAUAUCGUCAACUGGUUCGGAGACUCACGCUACUCCUGGAAGAACGGCAACCUCAAGUGGUUCUACCAGUAUCAGAGUGGUGGUGUUGAGGGGCUUAAUGGUGGAGGCAACAAGGUGGGAGGGAGCAACAACAACGGUCGGAAGAGGCGCGCCCGUAACCGAGGCUGGGGGCGGUCACGAACCAGGAAGCAGCCCAAGAGGUCCGCCUCCUCCAGUGCAGAUGCUGAAAAGUCCUCCCUGUCAAUGAAAUUCAAGAGUGGGCGGGACAUCCUGAAGGAGUACUACCUGAAGCACCGCUUUCUCAGUGAGCAAGACCUAGAUGAACUUGUUGCAAAGAGCAACAUGAGCUAUGAACAGGUGAGGGAGUGGUUUGCUGAAGUCCAGCGACGGUUGGAUGUGGGGCUUGAUCCCUUCCAGAAUCCAGCUGCAGGGGCAAAUGAUCGACGCGAGGAAGGAGGAGUGGAGGUAGAGGAGAUGAGGGGAGACUCUGCCACGGCCAAUGAGGAGCAGAAUGCUACGGCAGCGGAGGAGGAGGAGGAUGAUGAUGAAGAAGAAGAUGAGGACGAUGAUGGUGAUGAUUCUGAUGAAAGCGAGGUCUGGGAGCCAUCUCGCAGCGUCAGAAAAUCCAUGUCAGGUUCUGAGGACUAG